AUGCUAGAGUUUCAGACGCAGGGUUUUCAAGGCUACGCGGUCAAAUAUUCUCCUUUCUUUGACAAUCGUAUAGCCGUAGCGGCGUCAGCCAACUAUGGCCUUGUGGGAAACGGCCGACUCUAUCUGCUCGAAUUGACGCCGCAGGGGAUCCAACUGUUGAAAAGUUAUCCCACACAAGAUGCCCUCUACGACGUGACCCAUUCAGAAGCUCAUUCCUUUCACCUCCUCACUUCUUCCGGAGACGGAUCACUACGACUCUAUGAUACCUCGUUAACACCAGAAUUCCCCAUCGCAACCUUUCAAGAACAUUCACGAGAGGCUUUCUCUUGCAGUUGGAAUCUCACCUCCAAAGCCACAUUUUCUUCUUCGUCGUGGGAUGGGACCGUCAAGAUAUGGAAUCCGGAACGGCAGCAGAGUCUGUUGACAUUGCCUACGCACUCAUGUACAUACAGCACUCAAUGGAGCCCCCAUACCGAUGGCGUGCUGAGCGCAGUGUGUUCGGACAGCCACCUACGAGUGUGGGAUUUGCGAACACCAGCAAGCGCGAGUAAUCAUCUCACGUUGCAGAUUCCCAUUCAUUCGGCCCCCUUGUCAGCGGGCAUGGGGAAAAUCCAACCGACAUUCCCACCGGCAGAAGCACUGACCCACGAUUGGAACAAAUAUCGUGGCACUGUUGUGGCCACGGCGGGAGUUGACCGGAUCAUUCGGACAUUUGAUAUUAGACAACCGAAAGGUCCGCUGCAGAUGUUACAGGGUCAUGGAUACGCGGUCAGAAAGGUUGCGUGGAGCCCUCACCUCCCGGAUUUGUUGCUGAGUGCCAGUUAUGACAUGACGUGUCGUGUUUGGACGGAUGGUGGUGAUCAAGGAGCACGAGCUAGAGAACUCGGUCGUAUGGGGCGACAUACAGAAUUCGUGACCGGUGUCGACUGGUGUUUGUUCGGCAGUGAAGGCUGGGCUGCCAGUUGUGGCUGGGAUGAACGACUCUGCGUGUGGGAUGUUCUCUUCGCCAUCUCCUUCAUCCUCACUCCCGCCCUCUCUCUCCCAUCACCCUGGGGGAAUAGAGAUCUGACCAAUCUCUUUCAACGCCAAAGCUGCGCCGAGACCUGCGGGACUGUCUGUUAUUACCAAUCCACCAUCGAUGACGCCGUCGACGAAGGAUACCAGCUGUACCUCGACGGUGAAACCGAGGGGGCUAACGACUACCCGCACGUCUACAAUAACUAUGAAGGAUUUGAUUUCCCUGUGUCGGGACCGUAUUAUGAGUUUCCCAUCAUGAAUGAUUUCCAAGAAUAUGAUGGAGGAGAUCCGGGUCCGGAUCGUGUUGUGUUUAAUACGGAUGGCCAGUUGGCAGGUGUGAUUACGCAUACAGGAGCAAGCGGGAAUGACUUCGUCGAGUGUGAUGGAUAA
Molecule: messenger RNA, 1407 nt
Organism: Rhinocladiella mackenziei CBS 650.93
Lineage: Eukaryota; Fungi; Ascomycota; Eurotiomycetes; Chaetothyriales; Herpotrichiellaceae
Exons: 3
Coding region: 1-1407 (468 amino acids)
Biological process (GO): protein import into peroxisome matrix
Cellular component (GO): cytosol; peroxisomal matrix
Molecular function (GO): protein binding; RNA binding; RNA nuclease activity
Source: RefSeq, a predicted model, not a curated record